AUGUCGACGCGGAGCUCCGCGGAGAGAGUGAUGCCUCCACAGAGGAAGCAGUUGGAAGUCAUAACUGAGUCCGCGGAAAGGAGGACGCGGAGCUCCAUGGAGAGAAUAAGUAAUGGGAUUAACACCUACGUUAGACCAAAGUUAAACAACUUGGAUUUACUGCUUCCGCCUAAUUUUGAUUGUCGAAUAUUGUUUGAUUUGGUCAAAAGUAAGGCUAAGAUGUUCAAUAGUAAUAUAUCAUUGUCAUUUCAACACCCAGUUCAUGGGUAUGUGAUGAAUAUUUUAGAUGAAGCAGAUGUUCAUCAACUCAGAAAUGUAGUCUCUGAAACGAAGGAAAUUGUGCAUUUGUAUUUAGAGGUGUUUGAGGGAUUGGUCGAACACAUAGAAGCGGCUGAGAAAGUUGUACCAUACAAUGUUGAAAACAUUGUUUCUAAUAAUGUUGAAGAUUGUCCAGAAGAAGAAACUAUGGAACUGAAUACGGUUGAAGAAAAAAAUUUAUAUGAGUUUGGAAGACUGACCGAUAAAACUUUCUCAGACGGUGAAGAGUCAAAUGAUGGAUGGUCAGAAGAUGAGUUCACACACGGGAAAAAAGCUUCAGACAUAUUUUACGGUAUGCCUCCCAUACCUGAUUGUCCUGAUCCUAUUGUUGAACCCUGA
Messenger RNA from Lactuca saligna, 657 nucleotides. NCBI's taxonomy places the organism in Eukaryota, Viridiplantae, Streptophyta, Magnoliopsida, Asterales, Asteraceae. The record is from the annotation of a GenBank genome assembly.